AUGCUUGGAGGCUUCAGACACAAGAAUUUCCAUACUCGAGAAGGCAUCUGUCUCUGCCUUAUAGCAACACUCAGUGCCUCUGGAGCACAGACUUUAACACUAAGCAAGAUUGUGCCACAUAUAUGCAACUUACUUGGAGAUCCAAACAGCCAGGUUCGAGAUGCAGCAAUAAACAGCUUAGUGGAAAUUUACAGACAUGUAGGAGAAUGUGUGAGGACAGAUCUCAGUAAAAAAGGAUUGCCACAGUCCCGGUUGAAUGUAAUUUUUACGAAAUUUGAUGCAGUCCAGAAAUAUGGAAACAUGACACAAUCUGCAAAUGAUAAAAAUUUUGACGAUGAAGAUUCUGUGGAUUGUAAGAGAUCUUCCUCCGCUAGUUCUACGUCAUCCAAGGCUCCACCAAGUUCUCGGAGAAACGUCGGAAUGGGAACCACCCGCUGGCUUGGUUCAUCCACCCUUGGAUCCAAGUCUUCAGCUGCAAAAGAAGGAGCUGGUGCUGUUGAUGAAGAGGAUUUUAUUAAAGCAUUUGAUGAUGUACCCGUAGUACAGAUUUAUUCCAGCCGAGAUCUUGAGGAAUCCAUAAACAAAAUUAGGGAAAUAUUAUCUGAUGACAAGCAUGAUUGGGAGCAGAGAGUAAAUGCUCUAAAAAAGAUUAGAUCUUUUCUUUUGGCUGGUGCUGCUGAGUAUGAUAACUUCUUUCAACAUUUGCGUCUUUUGGAUGGAGCCUUUAAACUCUCCGCUAAGGAUCUGCGGUCUCAGGUAGUGCGGGAGGCUUGUAUCAUGUUGGGGCAUCUGUCAUCAGUUCUGGGGAAUAAGUUUGACCAUGGAGCUGAAGCCAUUAUGCCAACUAUAUUUAAUUUAAUUCCAAACAGUGCCAAAAUUAUGGCCACGUCUGGUGUUGUAGCUGUUAGGUUAAUUAUUCGGCACACACACAUCCCUAGGUUAAUACCUGUCAUAACAAGCAACUGUACCUCUAAGUCUGUCACAGUUAGAAGGUGCUGUUUUGAAUUUUUAGAUUUGCUUUUACAAGAAUGGCAGACACAUUCACUAGAACGACACAUAUCAGUAUUAGCGGAAACAAUAAAGAAGGGAAUACAUGAUGCCGAUUCUGAAGCAAGAAUAGAAGCCAGAAAAUGUUACUGGGGUUUCCACAGUCACUUCAGCAGAGAAGCAGAGCACUUAUACCACACCCUGGAGUCCUCCUAUCAGAAAGCCCUGCAGUCCCACCUGAAGAACCCAGACAGCAUCGUGUCUCUGCCUCAGUCUGACCGCUUGUCUUCCAGCUCUCAAUAG
Callithrix jacchus (white-tufted-ear marmoset) is the source of this 1290-nucleotide messenger RNA. The record is from RefSeq and is a predicted model, not a curated record. Lineage: Eukaryota; Metazoa; Chordata; Mammalia; Primates; Cebidae.